Molecule: messenger RNA, 1545 nt
Organism: Helianthus annuus (common sunflower)
Lineage: Eukaryota; Viridiplantae; Streptophyta; Magnoliopsida; Asterales; Asteraceae
Product: leucine-rich repeat extensin-like protein 3
Exons: 1
Coding region: 1-1545 (514 amino acids)
Source: RefSeq, a predicted model, not a curated record
AUGGCAUUUUCUGGUAGUGGAGUGUCCAACUUGAGCGACCCGAUGGCCAUUACCUCUGAUGACGAGAUAGCCACGGACCCAGAAGUUUACACCUCAGACACCACGAGCUCCGAUGAAGAUGAUUUUCAGCCUUUUUCCCUACCGAUCUUCGGAGACGACGUACCCUUAGCUGAUGGUCCACCGGGAGAGGAUCUACCCCUUGUUCCGAUCCCUGCCCCUCUCCCAUUUGCUGCAGUUCCCUUUGAGGAACAGCCUCUCGACGCGUUACCCGAUGGCGACAUCGAUCUGCUCAUCGAGGGUCCCCCGGAGGGAGACCAGGAUGGCGGGUCCCUGAUGGAGGACGAUGUCCCGCUUGCUGAUAUUCCAGUUGUUGACCCUGUUGUUCCUAUGGUUGAGAUUCCUGAUAUGGAGGUUCAUUCUGAUUCGUCCGUCUCAGGUUCUUUUGGGUCGGUAGCUUCCUCUAUCCCACCGUUGGGAUUCGGUUACUUCAGUCGUUUUGUCGAUAAUGAGGAGAUGGAGAUGGACGACGAGUUGGUCCCCGAGGAGCAGCCUGCUGAGGCUCCUGUUCUCCCGGAUGAUCAGGUUCCUGUUAUGCCUGCUGAUCAUCAGCCUGCUCCUGUCGUUCCAGAGCCCGUUCUUGCUCUUGACCCUGUUCCUGAUGAUGCACCAGUCAUUGCACCACCUGUCACUGAUGCACCCGUCGUUGCACCACCAGCUGCUGAGAUCCCAGAUGUAGCACCUAUACCUGACCCCAUGCCGAUUUUUGAUGACCUUGCACCGUUUGCUACCCAUAUUGACCCGAGAUACGCUGACACCCACAAUGGGUGGAUCGAGGAGGAUGACUACCCUCCGUAUGUGAUCCCAGUCUCUCCCCCUACCGUACCUGUUACUGCACCACUCGACAUUCCGUUGUUUCCCCCACACACCACAGAUAUCCAUCGUACCGAUCUUCCGAUUACCUUUCUCCAGGACAUUCCUCCGCCACGACCUGGGGAGGGAUCGUCGAGGCAGCCUUUUGGCCACACACCGCUUAUGUCAGGAGAUAGCCAGUUUAUACCACAGAUUCCUUAUCCUGGUUUUGUUCCACCCAUGUCGUCUUCUGUACCUGUCACGCCUCAGUUUCCCCAUACUACUAUACCGUUUGCAUCUACCCCACACACUACUUAUCCAGUUUCAGCUCCGAUGGGCGAGCUAUUUCUAUGGUCAUCACCCCAUGUUAUGCCAUUAUCCGACCCUUAUCACCCAUUUCACGUCGGAUACUCUAUAGAGGACACACUCACGUUACUGCAGUUACAGCAGGACGCCCUGAGACGACAUGUCCAGGAGUUGGGGAGAGCUCCACAUCCUCCAUGCCACUGCCAGACCCCGUUUGCAGCACCACACGCUCCUUUUCCAUCACUUCUUGAUUCAGAUAUUCAUUUCCUUCCUCUUGACCAGCAGGUUGCUUACCUGUUGCGUUUCGCCUAUGCUCUCCAGGAGGACUUGGUGCAUUUGCGCCGGUUACUUUUCUCUCGCUUUCCACCUCCUCCGCCGCCAUCAGCAUAG